GGGUUUGUUCAUUUUGUGCAGCUGUGUGUGUGUUCAGUUAGAAUUUUGUAGUAUUCAAAGUUUUUUUUGUCCUUCCCCUUUUCUUAAGCUCAAGCACUUUAUAUUUUAGGGUGGGGAGUGUUUAAAUUACAGCCAGGUAAAAAGAUGUUUUUCCUUUAUACAGAUGCACUGACUACGACCUUAACCGCCUCAUAAAUUAUGUCCUGUAUUUAGUACAUAUGCAUCUUUCUGCUGAGGGCAAGUUUACUGUAGUUUUUCAAAGUGAUGUUCUGAUAUCUUUUACUCUAUGUGUGUUGCAUGUCUCCCAUAAGGCAGCAGAGUAGUUAGUACUAGAUCUGUAAAUACCCCCAAAAUGGGGAAGCCGCUAAGCAGGCCAGACUGUUUACGUCAGAACCCUCCUUGUGUAGGAAAAGGUGAUGAUGAAGAAGAAGAUAUCAAUAUUGAAGACUGUUAUGUUCCUCAGAGGUCAAUCUAUGACACAGUUCGACUGAACGAGCAGAUUGAUUCAGGUUCUAAAGGCAGCCUCUCCUCCAGGCAUUUUUCGGAUCGGACUUUGCCAUAUAGUCAUAGAACACUGGAUCUUAGUACCUUGUGCUCCAAUGGUGCCCUUUCUUCCUCCAGUGUGUUUGAGCUCCGAGGACGGGAAGCUAAUAAACUAGAUGAAAAAAUGAUCUUUGAUGCCCUUAAAUUGAACAGUGACAUCAUUCGAACAGCUGGCUUGCCCAAAGCAAAGUAUCACACAGAAAAGAAAGAACAUAGGAGAUCCUGGAGAAUGCUUGUCCCACCAAAUUUUUCAGACUAUACAAAUAAAAGUGACUCUUCAGUUGCUGGGACUCUUGAUAUGUUAGGUUUAGCAGCAACAGGCCAGGUCAAAUAUGGGACUAAUUCUUUAACUUCAGAAGAAGAUGACUCUGGUCUAUGUAGUCCUCCAGCAGAAAGAGAAGAAAAGCAAGAGAUGGUAGCAGGGCAACAAAAUCAGAUUAGGAGCAUAUCUUCUAUAGAAGAUAUUCAGUUAGUAGGUAAAUUCGGGGGGUGUUCUCCUACUAUUUCUAGCAGCAAACCGCAAGUUUCAUUGCUUACCUCCAGAAGUGCCCCUGUCAAUGGACACUACCGAGUGAAAUUGCAAGAUGCUUCACAGACAGAGUUAACAGAACGAGAUUCGCUCUGGAAUUUUGAAGGUAAUCAGGAGAAAGGAGGUGGACAUUACAGUCCAUUGACAUAUUUGCAAGAAGACCUCUUAGCACAUGCACAAUGGCUCCAGGACAGUGAGAGAGAGCAUGAUUUCACUUUAGACAGAAAGGAAGUGAGGAACAGCUCUGAAGGUAAUGAGCCAUUAGAAACCCAUGACAGGAUGAUUGAAAAGGAUGUCUUGGACAUUUCACCUCAGGACAUAGAUAUUUAUUAUGAAGAUGCAGCUUUACAUGCUAGUGAUAUGGAAUUGGCAAAAUACAUGAUUUUGCAUGAAGCAGAGGGAUAUAAUAGAAUCCAUUCAGAUUCAGGUGAAAUCGAAUUGUCUAGUCAGGCUUUGGAACUUGAUAAUACCACGUGUUGUCAAAAAGCAAAUCCAAUGAGCACUGAAUUCAAUUUCUGUACUACAGGCAAAAAGAUAGAGCAAAACUUGGAUACAGUUUGCAAUGGCGUGUUGUCUAAUAAGGUAAUUCAGAACAAACAUGUAUUGUCUUUAAUAUGUCAGUUGUCUUUUGCAUUAUUUAGGGUGGGGGCUUUUUUUGGGGGGGGGCAAUUUCACCAUGAAUGCUUAUAUUUUGUUAAUCUAUCCAAAGAGGUCCCUAAAAUCAUUUGCCCAACAUGUUAUUAGAAGGCAGAAAUGGGUAAGAUGGUCACUUUAGUAAAUUGAUUAAGGGCAGUUUGUGACAGGGUUGAUUACUUCCAGCUGUUUGGUGCAUGGCUAUUUAGUGUCCAGAUGGUGCCUGUUACCCUUCAUUUGGAAUGCUUCCACUGUGCAUUGAUGUUCAGCGUCCCCACCCCCACCCCCUUUUAAACACAGUUUGUGUUUCAAGCAGCCAAUGCCAUUCAAGGGCAGAUAGGCCUGAUUUAUUUAGCUUUAACAUAAUAUAGGCUGCAGUCAUUUACACACUUUCCUAGGGGUCAGCCC
This is a messenger RNA of Elgaria multicarinata webbii, 2113 nucleotides long. RefSeq lists its product as uncharacterized. Bases 353 to 1816 code for a protein of 487 amino acids. The record is from RefSeq and is a predicted model, not a curated record. NCBI's taxonomy places the organism in Eukaryota, Metazoa, Chordata, Lepidosauria, Squamata, Anguidae. The transcript has a single exon.